GUGCAAUUAAACUUUAAUAUAGUUGUGAAACUUUAUCGUAAUUCGUGCUAGAUGGACAAAGUUUGUUUGAAGACGAAAACAGCUUCAACAUUUCUUGCUCUGUGCAGGUUCGGGUGGACAAGACUGACCGUAAGUGGAAAAAAAUGCUUUAUGGAGUAGCUGGACUACACCCAUCCAACCUCAGCAUACAACAGCAGAUACUGGAAAUGGCGGAUAGUAUAAUCAUAAGGGAGUUUGGUCUUCUCACAACAGCAGAGGGCAAGGUGAAAGAAGGAAGUGUCAUUGGCAUUACAGUUGACUCCUCCAAUAACCUUCACCUUUACUUUGAUGGGAAAGAGGUUGGUGUAACGGCUCAGAAUGUUCCUCGACCCUGCUACGCCGUCUUUGACCUCUGUAACCAGGUGGUGAAGGUGACGGCACUUCCUGUUGUAAAGUUAGAGACAGGUCACCCAGAGAGCGGAGAAAUGUCCUGGAAAAUUGUGAAAGAAAAAUAAACUUUGCGACUUGCAACAGAAACGCUUCUUCGUUUACCAGUGUUCAAACCACGCGAACUUCAAAAGAACCAUCUUACAGCUGUGUAAAGUACAGAACAGAAAAGAAACCCAACUCGG
Messenger RNA from Pomacea canaliculata, 611 nucleotides. RefSeq names its product neuralized-like protein 4. The coding region runs from base 144 to 494 and encodes 116 amino acids. NCBI's taxonomy places the organism in Eukaryota, Metazoa, Mollusca, Gastropoda, Architaenioglossa, Ampullariidae. The record is from RefSeq and is a predicted model, not a curated record. The transcript is spliced from 3 exons.